Molecule: messenger RNA, 360 nt
Organism: Leptopilina heterotoma
Lineage: Eukaryota; Metazoa; Arthropoda; Insecta; Hymenoptera; Figitidae
Exons: 3
Coding region: 1-360 (119 amino acids)
Source: RefSeq, a predicted model, not a curated record
AUGUCGUUAAAAAAACACAGUGUGGCAUAUAUUAAGCCUGAUGAACCGAAAUUUUUGAGAGAUUUGAAAAUUCAGGCUGGAUAUAAGGAGGGACCAACAGUUGAUACUAAGAGAGGAGAAUUACCAGAAGCUACUGAAGAGGAUUUUGAAGACAGGGAAGAGGAACAACCUGUGGUUGUGGUGCUAAACAAAGAAGCAAAUGCACCAGCUGAUCUUUCGAAACCGAUAAUUUUUCGAAAAACUAAACCGUCGUCAAAAGAAUCAAAUGAAACUGAUUCUCCUGUAAUUAAAAAGCCGAAGAAAGAACAGAAGAAAGUUGUUCUGUCCUUUAAUGACGAUGACGAGGAGGAGGAAGAAUAA